Molecule: messenger RNA, 1824 nt
Organism: Cyprinodon tularosa
Lineage: Eukaryota; Metazoa; Chordata; Actinopteri; Cyprinodontiformes; Cyprinodontidae
Gene: ece2a
Product: endothelin converting enzyme 2a
Exons: 4
Coding region: 1-1008 (335 amino acids)
Molecular function (GO): S-adenosylmethionine-dependent methyltransferase activity
Source: RefSeq, a predicted model, not a curated record
AUGCGGAGGCUGCUGUCCGUCGAUAUCCCGCUCCAUUCUCCACUCAUCAGUAAACAGGAUCCCAAGAUACUUUCACCCCUCCACUUCAGGCAGGGACUCUCCUCCAACCAGUCCACGUGGCACCAGGACACCAUAGGUCGGAGAUUGAUGAUUGACUUUGUAUUCAUAUCCUCAGACUGUCUGCCGCAUAUCUUGGACACUUUGGUUGAGUUGGACACGCUGGAAGAGGAGGAAGUCGGAUACUUUGGGCAGGCCCAGCUGAGCAGUGGGGGUCCGCAGGGAAUGCUGACUAAUCUGGCGUUAUUCCUGGGGAUUACCUCAGAGGUUUCCACAGCUGUCACUCACAUGUUCAGCUUGUUCUUAAAUAUCAAAGGAUUUGUUGGAGCAGACUCCAGACCACCUCUUCCAUAUCCCACCAUUGAUGGACUGGAAGGUUGUGGAAACAGUGGUUUGAGUGGAGACAUAUAUAAUGCCGGCUACCAUGCAAUCACCAACAUAGAUUAUUCCUCAGUUUGCAUUGGCCUUAUGAGUGCCAGGUACAGCAGCCAUCCCGGUAUGACAUGGCACCAGAUGGACGUUCGCCAACUCUCCUUCCCGGAUGCCUCCUUCGACGUUAUCCUUGAGAAGGCAACGCUGGAUGCCAUCAUGGUAGAGGAGAAGUCACCAUGGGAGGUCACUCCUGAAACUUUGUGUUUCAUUCAUCAAGCUCUCACAGAGAUAAGUCGCUGCCUGAGACCCGGAGGCCGCUUUGUCUCCAUUACAUUCGCUCAGCCUUUCUUCAGGAAACGCCUCUAUGCCCGCACCGAGUACAACUGGUCGGUCAGACAUGACAGCUACGGAGAAGGCUUUGAAUAUUUUGUGUAUGUAAUGACCAAAGGGGAGCAGCUCAGCCCUGAAGAUGCAGCUCUGGAAAAUAAGCUUCUGGAGGAAUUUAAAUCGCAGCCCACCAGCAUUCCCACCCACCAAGAUGAAGAUGAUAACGACUUCCUUUCCAACAUAAACUUGUGAUCGCGCUGGAAUGUAGACUUUCAUUUCAGGAAUAUGUCAGCCUUUUGAAGCAGAAGCUAAAUCCAAGUGACAGACUUUUUUAAAUCAUCAAAACAAUUUUAUCUCUUUUUUUAUUACUAUUGUAAUGUUUUAAUGCUUUUGUGAACUUUUAUAUGUAUGAUUGCUGCAAAAAAAAUUUUUAACUUUAGAAUUUCAUAUAAUUGUCGUCUGGACCUGCAUUUAAUAACAAUCUGAAUUUUUUAAAGAAUUUGUUUUUGAACAAAAUCCCUUAAGCAUAACUUCUUUUUUCUGCUGACAUUAAUUAGCAACAAAAAAUAAAGUCUAACAACAUGUGAACCAAGAGGCUACAUUACAGAUAUUUUUUUAAAUAAGGGUUAAUAAAAACUUGACACACCUUAACCAAACAACAUAAAGAUUAUGAGAAACAGAUCAGGAUCAACAUGGAUCAUAAAACUGCUGAACUAGUGAUGGGAUUGCAUAUUACAAACAAUAUCUUAGCUGUUUUGAUUAAUGGAUGUUACAUUUUUACUUACUUUACAAACUAGUAGUGUUCUAGUCAAGACCACACCAACUGAGACCAAGGAGUGGAGAGACAAGGCCAAGUACAUUAGAGGCCGAGACCAAGACAGGACGCCUCUCAGUAGGCUUCUAAAUGUCUUAUUCUGAUGUACAAAAAGCAACAAACUAAUGUGACUGUAGAACAUACAUGUAGAACUGUAUUGCAGAUCUCUGCCUAGGUCCCCCUUGAAAAUGAGAUCCAGAUCUCAACAGGGUUUACCUGGCUAAAUAAAGGCAAUAAAAAAAGUAAAUAAAAAA